AUGAAGAUUUGGUGCUUGCGUUGUGGUCUUGAGGAGGAUUUAUGUUUAUUCGCGGUGAUAGGUUGGAUGAUUUGGGCUGAAAGAAACAAGAGUCUCCAUGGAGGCGUAAUAAGAGACCAUUUUGCAGUUUAUGACGCAUCACUAGUCUUUUAUAAGGAUUUUGUUGAUCUAUGUCUAUCGCCUACGUUACCUCGCCAUGUUGCUACUUUUUGUUGGAAACCUCCUGAGGGGGACUUGCUGAAAUUAAAUGUUGAUGGGGCAUGUUGUGUGCCUGAUAGAAAAAUGGGGCUAGGAGCAGUAGUCCGAAAUGCCAAUAGGGAAUUAAUGGGUGUCAUGGCUAAACCGUUAAUUAGGUGUCUUUCCCCUAAGGCUUUUGAAGCCUUGGCUAUGAUUGCAAGUUGUCAAAUGGAAAUUGAUGUAGGAUUCACAAGGAUAAUUAUUGAAAGUGAUUGCUUGGAGGUGAUUAAGGCCAUAAACCGAAUUGAAUUUGACAUGAGCAUAGAAGGAGAGUUGAUAGAGGAACUGAAAGAGUUACUCUAUCGUUUCGUAUUUGUAUCCGUGCAACACCAACCUCGUACAUGUAAUUUUGUGGCUCACCAAUUAGCCAAAUUUGCUUUAUCUUGUAAUGAGAUAUGUUAUCGGAUGGAAGAGGGGUCUAGCUGGCUUCACUCUUACCUUCAGAAUGAUUUGCGUUUUUUACAUUGUAUUGAUGAAUAA
Molecule: messenger RNA, 717 nt
Organism: Prunus armeniaca (apricot)
Lineage: Eukaryota; Viridiplantae; Streptophyta; Magnoliopsida; Rosales; Rosaceae
Source: the annotation of a GenBank genome assembly